Messenger RNA from Astyanax mexicanus (Mexican tetra), 4839 nucleotides. It is a transcript of the gene mgat4a, whose product is annotated as alpha-1,3-mannosyl-glycoprotein 4-beta-N-acetylglucosaminyltransferase A. Lineage: Eukaryota; Metazoa; Chordata; Actinopteri; Characiformes; Acestrorhamphidae. Gene Ontology annotation, biological process: protein N-linked glycosylation. The transcript is spliced from 16 exons. Gene Ontology annotation, cellular component: endoplasmic reticulum-Golgi intermediate compartment; endoplasmic reticulum; Golgi stack. The record is from RefSeq and is a predicted model, not a curated record. The coding region runs from base 535 to 2136 and encodes 533 amino acids. Gene Ontology annotation, molecular function: acetylglucosaminyltransferase activity.
AGUAACUCCUCGCUCUACAGCAGCAGCCUUCCUGUCCGGUGUUUUAUAGAUAUCACGUUUUUAACACUGCCACCCUCCAGCUAGCUCUUUUACUGGAGUCGGGAGCUGGUGUGCGCGGGUUUCCCCUGGUAAUUACAUUGAGAGUUUGAAGGAGAACCUGUCGUUUGGACUCUUCAGACUCCUUCACUGAGAUCUACGUCUCCCAGCUCGACCUGCUCUUCGGACUUCAGCCCGGUAACUUAGGAUGAAGCGACGGCUCGGUCUCCAAAACAUCUGAACCUCAGAUCCGGUGAAGCUCUGCUCCCUCUGACUCGCUUGGUGACUUUCAGCGGCCGAUAGCGGUUUAGACUUACUGUACCAACAAAACACAGAGAGAACAAAACCAGAGGAAAACAGUGGGAAGGGGCGGAGAGCGAGGGAAGGAGGGAGCCUACGCUUUCCCUUCCCCGAGUGUGUGUGCCUCUCCUCUGGCGAGAGAAACCCGUGUGCAGGCGGAGCCACGGCCGGAGAGCAGAGCGCUGAAAUGAGGCUGAGAUGAGGCUCAGGAAUGGAACUCUGGCCACUGCAGUUAUCUUCUUCACCUCUCUUCUCAGCCUGUCCUGGUAUACCGCUUGGCAGAAUGGAAAGGAGAAGUUGGUAGCCUACCAGCGGGAGUUUCAUGCUCUGCGGGAGCGACUUCGUGUGGCAGAACAUCGAACCCUCCAGCGCUCCUCUGAGCUGAACAACAUCCUGGAACAGUUCCGCCGUGCCAUUGCAGAGACCAACGGCAGCAAGGAUGCUCUCACCAACUUUUCAGAUGAGACACAGAAGCUUUUGAAGGAGUUGGCUCACAGGAAGCCUCUCCAAGUGCCAAAUAUCUACCACCACUUGCCACACCUGCUCAACAAUGAAGGCAGUCUGCACCCAGCUGUCCAGGUGGGCCAGGGACGAACCGGAGUUUCCAUGGUAAUGGGGAUCCCCACGGUGAAGCGGAAAGUGAAGUCCUAUCUGUCAGAGACGUUGCAUUCACUCAUCGAUAAACUCUCGCCUGAAGAGAAGCUUGACUGUGUGAUCAUAGUUUUCAUUGGGGAGACGGAAAUAGAAUAUGUGAAUAGUGUGGUCUCGAGCCUUGAGAAAGAAUUUACCACGGAACUCAAUUCUGGGCUGUUAGAGGUAAUCUCUCCUCCUGCCAGUUACUAUCCAGACCUCAACAGCCUGAAGGAGACCUUUGGAGACUCUAAAGAGAGAGUGAAAUGGCGGACCAAGCAGAACUUAGACUAUUCUUUCCUCAUGAUGUAUGCGGUCAGCAAAGGAGUUUACUAUGUCCAGUUGGAGGAUGAUAUCGUUGCGAAACCCAACUACUUUGCCACUAUGAAGAACUUUGCCCUGCAGCUGGCCUCUGAAGACUGGAUGAUCCUGGAGUUCUCCCAGCUAGGCUUUAUUGGUAAGAUGUUCCAGGCUCCUGAUCUGAAUCUUAUAGUGGAGUUCAUAUUUAUGUUUUACAAGGAGAAGCCUAUUGACUGGCUGUUGGACCACAUUCUCUGGGUGAAAGUGUGCAAUCCUGAGAAAGAUGCUAAACACUGUGAGAGACAGAAGUCCAGUCUUCGGAUCCGAUUCAGACCCUCUUUAUUCCAGCAUGUGGGCUUGCAUUCCUCCCUUGCAGGGAAAAUCCAGAAACUCACGGAUAAGGAUUUCCUGAAGCCACUGCUGCAUAAAAUUCAUGUGAACCCACCUGCUGAGGUGUCCACUUCACUUAAGGUCUAUCAGGGCCACACUCUAGAAAAGACCUACAUGGGAGAGGAUUUCUUCUGGGCCAUCACCCCUAUGGCAGGAGACUAUGUGCUGUUCAAGUUUGAUCGACCAGUCAGCAUAGAGAGGUUCCUGUUUCGCAGUGGCAACCAGGAGCACCCAGGAGACAAAAUCGAGAACACUACAGUCGAGAUUUUACCCUUCUCGGACACCGGACUGAAGACCAAAGAGAAGUACAAACGAACAGAUGACCAUUUCUACAGAGUUGCGGAUUUCGAAAAUGGAGUGGCGGAAGGGACAGUUGACCCUUCUCUGAACCCGGUGGCUGCUGUGCGUCUCGCUGUACUGAAGGACUCUGCUGUGUGGGCUAUUGUCAGUGAGAUCCACAUAAAGAGAGUUGCUGGAUAACUGUCUGUCUGUAGGCCUCCGCUGGCGACAGCUGUGCUGUACGAUCUCUCGCAGCAUUCCAAAACAACAGUGACUUCAUCAGAGCGCACGGACGCUACCAAUCACAGUGUCACUCAAAGGAUUGCUGGCUUUUACACACUCCUCGUCCUUUUCUUUCUCUUUUUCUUUACCCCAGCCCCACCCUCCUGUGUCCUGCUCGCAAGUUCUCUUUUAAUUUCCACUCUAUUUCCUUUGAGGAUUUAAUUUUGUCAAGCCAUCUUCUCUUCUUCUUCUUUUGUGUUAAUGUGAAUACUACUGUAUAAAAAGGAAGCUCUUUGAAAGAACUUUACCAGAGACUGAAGUUAUGCCUUGAGGAUUUGCAAUCACUCGUACUAGCUGCAGGGUUACGCGCUAAUGCUGGAGAGAAGCUGACGGCCCAUACCGAAGGAGAAUGUUAUCAGUACUGUAUCGUUAUGGACCGCAAAAAGACUUUGGCCGCGAGUCAGAUAAGUGCUUUACAGUUUACACAAAAUUGUCUGAGGAGAAAUUAAUUUCAGAACUUGUGUUAAAUGAAAAAUUAAUUGCGUUGCCGUUUUCACCUCUUACGCUGUUCAAGCUUUAUUUAAUUUAUGUCUGUGUAACAGUUUGUUGUUUAAUGACUACUUUGCCAAAAUGUUUCUUGAAGCAAAUUUCUAAAGAACAGAAACUUUACUGCAGAUCCCUUCCUGUAAGACAGGAAAGGUCUUUCCUCCCUUCAGUGUCCUUUUGACGUAAACCAAUCAACCAUGGCCUUUCAGCCGAAGGGAUAUAUAUAAAAUAUAUAUAUAUAUAUAUAUAUAUAUAUUACUAUUAUUUUGACGAUCUAUGAAGGUGACUUAACUUAUUUGAAAUAAAUCUUUAAUUUGUACAAGAGAGAAAAUUUUAUUUUUUAUGCUGUGAAAAGUCUAAGAUGCGGUAGAGGUAAAUAUUUGAUUUGAUAAAUAUUGGAAUUAAAUGAUUUGUUUUUAGUGAUUGUGGCUUAAAGUGAAGAAUCUGGUUCAUUUUUCUGUUAUUGUUUUUUUUUUUUUUCUGUGUAGUUCCGACGGGUGCCAGUCCCCCACAUUUGUGCCUUAACGUCCAGUGUCCUCUAGAGGUCUGGAAAGGGACUGCCUCUCUUUGUCAAAGCCCCUUUGUUACACAGGAGUAACUCAGAAGAGCUUUUUAAGUCAGUCCUUGAGGACCCUCAGCUCAGCCAUGUUUUUUAUAGUUUUUUUUUUUCUCUAUUCAAACCUGAGCCAGGUAAUCAUGAUGAUUCUCUGGCCCAGAUUUGGCACAGAACAAAUGGAGAUGGGAUGAGGAUUCCCAAGGAACUUAAAAUUAGAGGGAGUGGUUCUAUAUCCCAGUUAAAUCAUCUAUGGUCCAGCAUGUAGCUUAGCCAUGGUUAAAUAUUGUCCUGAUUGGGAUUGGAAACAACUGCCUAAAAUUAUUAUUUUUGUUGUUGUUGUUUGACAAGUCCAGGUUCAGUGCAUGGCUAAUGUGUGUGCGUGGUCUUUACUUUUGUUUUUUUUUUCUUCUUAAUAUGUUCAAGGCCAAACAUAUCAAAGGAUUACACAUGUCUGUCCUGUCUGAUGAAUUCCUUAAUAUUUUGUCUUUACUUUUCAUUUUCCAUUUCAAACAGUCCACUGUCACGUCGUCUGUCCACAGUUGUCUGUCAAAUACUCAUGUUGUCUGUCAAAUACUGCUAUUUGAUGUCUCCUUAAUACUUUCAGUGCUGUACAAUAGCUGACUCUGUGAGUGUGACUCGCCUUUAAAUGCAGGCCACUGGGCUGGAAAUAAGCAGGAAAUAAACACAAAGCCAUAGAAUUAAUAUUUCUAAAUUAAAAAUAAACAAUGGAAAUUUGAAAAUCUGAUACAUUUUGAAAGAUUGUGACAAUAGAAACCAAUAUUUGAUCUUCUGUUAUGUAUGAACUCUGAAUGACAAGUGAAUUUAGUAGCACAAAUUUUGUGCUAUUUUAUUAGAAUACAUAGAAAGAUUUGACCUGAAUUCUAUGGAUUUUGAUGCUGUUAGCUUUGUUAGCUGACAAGGACGUCUGGUAACUACUGUACAUACUUCCCAAGUGCUCUCAUCUCAUUUGAUUGUAUAUAUAUAUCUUUUAGAAGGUUCCUAGAAAUGUGAGCUGACUGAGAAAUCAUGCCAUUAUAUGACCAUUUACUGUAUGCACGUUAAGCCUGUCUGUGUGUCGAGCUGAAAAGACAUUCUGUGCAUAUCACUUUCAAUUACAUAUCAUCUGUGCGGGGAUGAAUUUGACGAGGAGAAAUCGAGAAGUGUGUGUUGGGUAAAAGUCGAGGUAUAUGUUUACAUGUUUUCCAACUUCAUUAAUAUUUUCUGGUUUAGAAGAUUCAGAUUAUCAGAGUACAGAUGUAACUGAGUACAGAACAUCGUCUAGUAACUCAUAUCUGACAUGAUAAUUGUUUAUGAAAAAGCUGGAGUAGUCUGUAGAGUUCCUACUGUUCUGUCUUACUUACUCCCUGACUCAUUCUACAUCAUGACUGGGGUUGUGUGGAUGUGUUUAAUGAAGAUGAACACUUCGGGAGUCUCAGUCUUCCUUUCUAAACGUUCUCUCUUUAGUAGUGAUAUUCCCCCGUCUGGUGCAUCCCAGCAUAUCAUGUGCCUUCAUUCGUGCAUCUGUUUUCAACUGACAUUGAUUUGAAUGGAAAGUACAGAAAUAAAUCUGAUUGACAAUU